AUGGAUGCCAUCGCUCAACAAGUGGACCAAUGGAUCAACGACGACAAGAAAGAAAUUACGAAGUUUCUUUCUGCUCUUGUCCAAUGCCAAACACCCAGCCCACCUGGCGACACGCGAAAGGCCAUGGCCUUGGUGGAAGGCUUCCUGUCGUCUAGAAGCCUACCGUUCGAGAAAGUGACGGCUGACGAGACAAUGCCCAAUCUCAUCUCGACUAUGACAAUGCCGAUAGAGGGGCGGCACCUGAUGCUGAGCGGACAUCUAGACGUUUUGCCGGCUGGAUCGGAGCCGGGAUGGCUUCAUGAUCCGUGGAGUGGCCUCAUCUCUGAUGGCUGUGUAUGGGGUCGUGGAACAGCUGAUAUGAAAGCUGGCGUCACCGUCAUGCUAUUCGCGUAUCUCUAUCUGUCCCGCUUACGUCAGAACCUGUCGGGAAGACUGUCUAUUGUUCUUGCUUCUGAUGAAGAGACUGGCAUGGGUCGCGGAACUGGAUACAUGUUCAGUCAGAUCCCUCAACAGAUGGAAGCUGAUUGUGUCUUGUCUCCCGAGCCCAGCGGUACCGAGGCCAUCACUUUCUCCUCCAAGGGCUAUCUCCAUUUCGUCGUUACUGUUGAGACACGGGGUUCCAUCGCUGGGUAUCCCAACUAUAGCGCCAAUGCCAUUCGCAUUGCCACCGACAUCAUCCGUGACCUCGACGAGUUAGAGAAGAUAACCGCCGACAUUCCAUCAGCCAUCUCAUCGAGGCUUAACGAUGGUGAUUAUCGAGCAUGGUACGAUGGCAUGUAUGGUGAAGGUAGUGCUGAAGUGAUUCCCGCUAUUUCUACCAACAUUGAAACUAUUACGGGCGGUGAUUCUCCCGCUGUUAUUGCAUCCAACUGCGAAUUUGAAGUCACUGUCGUCAUGCCCACCGGCCUUGAUCCUCACGUCAUCUUCGAGAAAGCCAGUGGUAUUGUCUCUAGAUAUCCAGAAGCCCGGAUCGAAUUAGUGGGAGCUGACCUGGGGGACAUGUCAAACCCAGACAACGAAAUGGUGACUAUUCUUCAGGAUACUGUCACAGAUCUGGGUUGGCCCAAGCCUCAGUUGGUCCCUGAUGUGGCGAUUUCUGACCUACGAUAUUGGCGAUAUCGUGGCAUUCCAGGCUUUUGGCAUGGGCUUAAUGGUGAAAAGGUCAGCGCAGCCAACGAGUCUGUCGAUAUAGAAGAGAUGCUGCAUCUUGUACGAACGUACGUCCUUACAUCGGCAAGAUAUCUCCAAGCGAUUGUGCCUCUCGAUGAUGACAUCAGCUAA
Molecule: messenger RNA, 1281 nt
Organism: Fusarium sp. VM40
Lineage: Eukaryota; Fungi; Ascomycota; Sordariomycetes; Hypocreales; Nectriaceae
Source: the annotation of a GenBank genome assembly